AUGUCUACUCAAACCGAAGAUGCAAGGCUGCGUCUCAAGAGUACGGCAUUUGUGAUCUACUACCACGCUGAUCUCGCCAAAGCUCGUCAAUUCCUCCUUGACUUUGGUCUUUCUAUUGCAAAGGAGACCCCAGGGGAAGAAAUAUUCUUUCAAGGCUAUGGCGAGGAGCCGUUCGUUUACGUCGCCCGUCAAGCGAGCGGAACGGCUUAUUUCGAGGGAGCUGCAUACGAAGUCGAAAGUAGAGAUGAGCUAGAGCGAGCACGCAACUUGAAGGGUGCAAGCCCCAUUAUCUCGCUGGAUUCCCCUGGUGGAGGGGAAUACGUUAAGCUCACGGAUCCGGUGGGGCAUCAUGUUUACCUUGUUCAUGGUCAGACAAAAAAAGUACCAGAAAUGCCAGCAUUGAAGAAGCUCGUGGUGAAUUACGAAGACGAAAAGCCAAGAAAGGGAAGAUUUCAUCGCUUCGAGCCUGGCCCCGCACCUGUUUACCGUUGGGGUCAUUAUGGUGUGACGUAUCCAGAAGGUAGCUAUCAGGAAAUGUACGACUGGUACACUAAAACCUUGACAUUGGCACCAUCAGACAUUGUCUACAAGAAUGAAGAGCCCAUAACCUGCUUCUUUCAUAUCGAUCGCGGUCUAGAGUUCACUGAUCAUCAUGCUUUCUUCUUUAAGCGUGCCAAACCAGACGCGAAACCUAGCGUUGCGCAUGCCGCUUUUGAGAUCCAUGACUUCGACGUCCAACAAUUGGGCCAUAAUUACCUGGAGUCUAAGGGAUAUGAAAUUUGUUGGGGCGUAGGAAGACACGUCCUCGGAAGCCAAGUGUUUGAUUAUUGGUUUGAUCCGAGUGGAUUUAUCGUCGAGCACUACGCGGACGGAGAUUUGGUCAAUGUCGAGUCUCAGGUCUCGCACGUCCAGGCUGGACCACAUGCGCUCAAGAUAUGGGGACCUCCUGUACCAGGCGUCUUUUAA
Molecule: messenger RNA, 966 nt
Organism: Bipolaris maydis ATCC 48331
Lineage: Eukaryota; Fungi; Ascomycota; Dothideomycetes; Pleosporales; Pleosporaceae
Product: Glyoxalase/Bleomycin resistance protein/Dihydroxybiphenyl dioxygenase
Source: RefSeq, a predicted model, not a curated record